AUGAACAUCGACCACUCCCUGCUCCCCACCGACUCCCUCGUCCUCGUCACCGCCGCCAACGGCUUCCUCGCCUCGCACAUCGCCAACCAGCUCCUGCACGCCGGCUUCCGCGUGCGCGGCACCGUCCGCGACGCAGCAUCGCCCAAGUACGCGUGGCUACAAUACCUCUUCGACGCCUCUCACGGCCCCGGUCGCUUCCACCUUGUCAGCGUACCCGACAUCGCCGCCGACGGCGCGUUCGACGACGCUGUCAAGGGCGUCAACGCCGUCGCGCACGUCGGCAGCGUCGUCGGGAAAGAUGCCUCGGGUACUCUGGACAGCAUCGUCGCGCCCGUAAUCAAGGGAGCGCUGGAGCCGCUGAAGAGCGCAGCGAGGGAGGACAGCGUGAAGAGCUUCGUGUUUACGAGUACGAGUAAUGCGGCGUACUCGCCGAGGGCGGGGGAAGGCGGCGAUGUGGAUGAGGGGACGUGGAAUGAGAAAUCGGUGAGGGAGCUGCUGAGGCUGGGAGAAGAAGGGGGUGACGCUGUGCAGAGGACGUUGGCGGCGUAUAGCGCGAUCCUGCCGAGCGUCAAUUUCGGCCGCAGCCUCGACCCUAAAAACCAGGGCCAUCCGACCACCUCGGGUUGGCCUGUUGCGCUCGCUACUGACACAGUUCCCGAGUAUAUGUGGAGUCUUGUCCCCCCUCAAUACUACAUCGACGUCGAAGAUACAGCUCUCCUCCACGUUGCCGCACUUACUCGCCCAGAUCUCAAGGGAAAUCGUAUCUUUGGCUUCGUGGAAGAGUUCAACUGGAACACCUUACUGCAUGCACUACGAAGAAUUUACCCGGAAAAGGUGUUCUACGAGGACAGGGAAGGGCAGGACCAUGACUUGAGCAGGAUUCUUGGGGCGUCCAAGGCGGAGAAGAUUCUGAGAGAUAUGGGAAGGCCGGGAUGGAAAGGAUUGGAGGAGAGUCUGAGGGAAAAUUUGGAAGAUAUAGAGCUGUGA
Molecule: messenger RNA, 987 nt
Organism: Lasiodiplodia theobromae
Lineage: Eukaryota; Fungi; Ascomycota; Dothideomycetes; Botryosphaeriales; Botryosphaeriaceae
Product: Nad-dependent epimerase dehydratase
Exons: 3
Coding region: 1-987 (328 amino acids)
Molecular function (GO): oxidoreductase activity, acting on the CH-OH group of donors, NAD or NADP as acceptor
Source: RefSeq, a predicted model, not a curated record